Molecule: messenger RNA, 2318 nt
Organism: Bursaphelenchus okinawaensis
Lineage: Eukaryota; Metazoa; Nematoda; Chromadorea; Rhabditida; Aphelenchoididae
Source: the annotation of a GenBank genome assembly
AUGUUCUUCAUGGAUGUAGGUUUUAAACAUGGUGAUCGUUACAACCUGAGUUUGUAUGGUGAAGGGUAUUAUGCGUUAGGGUACAUGUAAGUUGAGUUUUUGUUAUAUUUGAUAUGUUUAGGAAUGAUCCGGGAAGUUUGGAUGGUAUACCUAUCAUAUUUGUGCCUGGAAAUGCUGGUAGUGAAAAACAAGCACGGUCUUUGGGUUCAGUGCUACAAAACAAGACAGAAUUAAGAGGGACUCACUUUAAAUUUAAUGUUUUUACUAUUGAUUUCAAGGAGGUUUGUUUAGGUUAACAUAUUUUGUGUCUACAGUGUGCAUACGUGGUUCUAAAACUCUCAAGUUAUUUUUAAGAGCAAGUUUGAUAUAUUUAUUACCUUUUAGGAGUUUUCCGCGUUUAGUCCAUCGAUUAUUCACCGUCAAAUCGAUUAUCUUGUUCAUGCUAUCAGACAUGUUCAUGGGUUAUAUAGAGAUGGUCGGAAAAUCAUUUUGUAUGGACAUUCCAUUGGUGGAAUUGUUGCUCAAGGAGCGUUGACACACAAAGAUAUUCAAGAUAAGGUGUCAUUAGUUAUUGGUCUUUCUACACCGUUCAGCGAGCCACGUGAGUGAUAUUAUCCAUCUUUUUUGACUAGUCUUCUUUUUUCUUUAAGUUUUGUUGUGAAAUGGUUUUUUUAUAUUACACACAUAAGUUUUGAGAUUUAUAUUGCCAUUUAUAUUGUUUAGCGAUCUCAUUGGGUCUUGGAAUGAAAAAAAUUUGGGAUGAUUUAUAUCACAAAUCUGAUAUUCCAACAAUUUCAAUUGAUGCUGGUCUAUUGGAUCUUCAAAUAGCCCCAGAAUGGACGAAUGCACCUUUCGUACAUCAUGUUUCAACUAAUGAACUUGACGGGGUUAAUUUAGAAUGUGACCAUCAAUGCAUUGUGUGGUGUAAUCAGCUGGUUAGGUAGGUUCUUUUUAUAUUUUACUUUGAAUGUUUAGGUUUUAUGGAUGAUGUUAUUAUGCGAGUAUGAAGUAAAAAUGAUUUUGCAGACAAAACAGCAGGUUUCUGUUUGAUUAUGCGGCUUCAAUGGACUUCAAAAAUGAUUUCAAAGCUAUUUUUUACAAAAACUUUGGCCCAAAGUCAAGUGAUGUCUUAUAUCAUGCUGAAGAUGAACUAAGCUUGGACAGUACAAUAAAGUCAACGAUCCUAUACAACAAAACUAUUAAAAGAGCAACAAAACUGCCGUUUUCUUUUUACCACCACUUAUUUGUGUACGAUAUUAACAUAGAAGCUAAAAAUGAACUGAAGGAAGUUGAAUUUCAAACCAAAUAUGGAUUUCAGAAAGCUGUCAAGAAUGGCAAUGUAUUUGAACUUAGAGCUGGGUUCUUUAACUCACCAAAAGUUGAUGAACUACCAAGAUUAUUGAUUGAUGUGGAAAAGGAGAAAAGUGAGGUCAUAAUAACAUACAAAGUGGAUGUCAAAUACAGCUUGUUGAAGGUAAAUUUUUAAUUUUAGGUUAGAUUUGAAUUAGAACUACAUAAGAACGAUAUAAUUUAGAUUAAAGCAACGUGCUAUAAUAUAUUUUUGAAAAUUUCAGUUUUGCCAAAAGCUACGAGGCUACCUUAUGGCAGCGAUCUUUGUUUGGGCUUUAUCAUCGCCGUUUUGGAAUUCUGGAAAGUUUUGGGUGAUCAACAGUAUUUUUGUUGGCUCUUUGAUGGCUGUGUAAGGAAUUUAGGCAUAUUUGGCGUUUUGUAAAAUUUGUCAUUACUAUGGCAUGAUGACACAUUUUUUCUUAGUCUGUAUGACAUGUUAAAUUGUUAAUUAUUGCUUUAAAUGUUAUGAAGAAACAUUUUUUGUCUAAAUUUACCUUUUUACAGUCUUAAAGGUUUGAACCAGAUGGACGAGAUCGAGUUCUCAGCACUAGUGAUGUUAUCAUUGAUUGGCGCUAACAUAAUGUCUAUAUUGGCUUCCCCACUAAAACUGGUUUUCAAAUACCUAUCAAGAUACGACACAUUAACUACGCCGGGCUAUGUCGACAUUACAUUUACCUUGAUAAACCCAAUCAUUGGAGUUACGGUAAUUUUACUGCGCUACGUGAUACGAGCUUCGAAAACUUGUGAAAAGGUCAUGGAGAUGAUGUUAUACACAACGAUUGGAAUUCUACUGUGUAAUAUGGAUAAGUUUUUCACAUUUAAACUAUUUGCUAUCGUGAAAUUGGAGUUACAGUGCGAGUUUACAUUUCUUUUGUUGUUAUUCUUGGCAGUUUUAUUGGCAUCGAGAUGGUUUACAAGGAUUGAGAUUGUUAAUAAGUACUUAAUCUGUUUUUUAGUUGGUAUGCUAG